CAACUCGAUGCUAUAUCGUUCGAACAGCGAAGUGCACUUUCAGAUCUGAAAGUUGCCAUGGACAGCGAGUGCAGUCGGUCUAUUCGCCUUUCCAGAGAACGGUUGCGUAUUUCAAGAGCUCUUGCGCAGGAGGAGCAAAAGAUAGCGGCGCUGCGAGAUUAUCUAAAGUUUCGCACUGUAACGGACGAGCUCACCUGUCUGCUCAGUGCUCAAACUAAGCUUGAUAAGAACAGAAAUCAAGUGUGUCCCUUCCCGGCGCCGCCAACACCAACAACUCGCUUGAGGCAGUUGUGCUGCAAAUUUGUUGCAUUGGAUCUUCAUUUGCGGGAUUGCGUGUGUGGUGCGCACUUGCAGAGCGUUAAGCAUUUUCACAAGCGACUGAUGCUCGAGAUGGAAGACUACAUAAGAAAGUUGAAGGUAAUCCUCGAGAUACCAGAUCCUUUUACAGUUGCUGUGGAGGUACAGCAAUGCCUCGACGCCCUGAACAGAAGAAUUCGAGGUGCUAGUCAGGCGGCGGCCCGCUGCUUGACUUCAGUUCAUGAAAACAUGGCAAGUGUUAUGCUUCAAGAGCUUAGAAAUGUUCGAAUUGGUCUUCUCCGGGCUGAAGAACUGGAAGAGGAAGAAAUCGGAAGACGUAUUAAAGUUCUACAAGAGCAGGAACGGCAAAUUUUGGAAGAAGACGAAGAGCGGCGACGCUCCUUCAACAGUACUUUCCCACUUGAGGACCUGGAAUUAGAAACCGAGAUUCAAGAGACACAAGACAAGCUGGCUGUGGAACGAAUCAGGCUGCAGUUUAUUGAAGACGAGCGGGAUGCCCUUAUCUCCCAACUAUCGGAGAAAAAGUCCUUGGCGCGUGUAGAGCAGAUGAACGAAAGGGUACUUCAAUUAAGAGAGUGCCGAGAAGCCGAGUAUUCGAAGUCCCGAGAAACGCGAAAGGCUCUUAUAUCGAAGAGAGUUUCUCUUGCAAAUGAAGCACGCGAAAAAACCACAAUGUGGCUUGAACGGCAGUUCAACGCUUGCCGAGACGUAUCAAAAAGACAACACUUGGAAAUGCACCGGCUCCUAUGCCAGAUCACUGACCAGCUGUUUUCAACUCUAGUUGGGCCAGUGGGAAAAUUCGAAUCCGACGCGUCUAUAGGUGAUGAAAUUACAGCCACUACCGACUCCAUAAUGCACGAAGAUGCAUAUGCUAGUAUUCUUUUCACUAUUUCACCGCUGAUGGCCCCACCCUCAGUACCCCUCAACGAAAGGCGAGACCUUCUGAAGAGCAGUUUCACCCAGUGGGAAGAAGCAGUCCAAGCAACCAGCCAUGCUCGAGCAGUGUACCUAAGAGUUUCCUUGCAGCAAGCACGUUCAAGGAGGCAGAGACUAGAUUCAGCUAAUGAACUCGUCCGCAACAAUCUCCUAAAAGCGAGGGUAAAUGAGUUGACUGCCAUUGUGCUGGGCAAAGGAGCAGCAGAUAAUUCGUUCACCUUAUCAACUAUGGGGCAGUCUGGGUUAGUCCAACUCUUUCCGGCGAACCCUGAUGCUUGCCAGACCGUUACGAAGCCUCUAGCAAUGCUUGGCAUAGGCAUUUUUGCAUCAGUGUAA
Messenger RNA from Eimeria acervulina, 1590 nucleotides. RefSeq lists its product as hypothetical. Lineage: Eukaryota; Apicomplexa; Conoidasida; Eucoccidiorida; Eimeriidae. The transcript is spliced from 6 exons. The annotation marks the transcript as partial. The record is from RefSeq and is a predicted model, not a curated record.